Papilio polytes (common Mormon) is the source of this 1416-nucleotide messenger RNA. It is a transcript of the gene cpx, whose product is annotated as complexin. Gene Ontology annotation, biological process: regulation of neurotransmitter secretion; neurotransmitter transport; synaptic vesicle exocytosis. Gene Ontology annotation, molecular function: syntaxin binding. The record is from RefSeq and is a predicted model, not a curated record. Bases 147 to 572 code for a protein of 141 amino acids. The transcript has 5 exons. Lineage: Eukaryota; Metazoa; Arthropoda; Insecta; Lepidoptera; Papilionidae. Gene Ontology annotation, cellular component: SNARE complex; terminal bouton.
GAGCGCGCGGCGUGCGCUAGAGGUAUACGUUAUAUCAAUUUUUUCGCGAUUUCGAUUAAAUUUUGUGCUAUUUAUUGACUGUUUAUGUGAUUAAAAUACAUCUGUUUACGAUUUAAUUAGAGAAGCGUUGCAGAAAGUACACAAAGAUGGCAGCGUUCGUCGCGAAGCAGAUGGUCGGCAACAAGCUCAGCGCCGUUAAAGGUGCGGUGGGUGGUGAUGGUGAUGACAGCGAUGAUAAGGAGAAGGAAGAAGAAGCGGAACGUGAGCGGCAGGAGGCCAUCCGUGAAGCUGAGGAGCGCCGUAAGGAGAAGCACCGCAAGAUGGAGGAGGAGCGCGAGAAGAUGAGGCAGGAGAUCAGGGAUAAGUACAAAAUCCCCAAGAAGGAGGAGAUGGUGGAGCAGCAGCAGGCGGAGCCCGACAACCCGCUCAUGAGGAAGAAGAAGACCCCCGAGGAGCUCGCCGCUGAAGCCGAGCUCGAGGACCAGGAUGAGUUCACCAAACUGAAAAACACCAUCGAAACGCAAGUGAACGAAUUGAAAUCUCAGAUCGAGAGCAAGUGCGUGAUGCAGUGAAGGGGAGUUGUUACGCCGUCUUUGUUAUAUUAUACCCGAAUACAUGAUGUAGCUGCUCGAUUGUUAUGUCACAUCCGCCACAUUCCACCCCCGAACUACCCCCAGACAGGAAACAAUCCCUUCGAAACACCGUAUCAUUCGCGCUCAUACAUUUUUGUAGGAGAGAUUGAAUUCUAAAUUAUUUCGAAACGUAGUCAGCUAGUGGCGCGUUGGUGCUUGAUGAUGAGCAAUAAUAUUUUUAUACAUUCAUAGAAAAUUUUUGAAGAGCGACCCUCAAUGCAACAGGAAAGUGUGUCGGCAAAGCUCGCCCCGCCCUUGCCGGGCAAGCCGCGACGCAAAUAUCCACUUUUAUAUGUUGAUGCUUGUGAUAUAUUGUUAUUUAAGUGUAAAGAGGAAAUAAAUUUAAUUACAACUAGAAUGGUGUAAUGUUAAUGGAAGAAUGGAAGAGGAAAUAACAUAUUUUAAGUCGGUAGCGCGCGUGUAGUCUGACUGUACCGAGACCAUCCUUCUCUCGUCUGUCUCUCGCCUUCGGAAUCAACUUACAUUGAAAUAACAAUGUAUUCGCUCGUAAACAUUUGUUUUCAUCCAAAUUCCACUCAGCUUGGUGUCUCUCGAUGUGCACGCGCGUACGACGCGUGGCUUACGCUCUUCGCUCUCUUUCUCUCCACCUGUCCUUUUCUGUCUCUCCUUCUGCGAUUUCAAACUCUCCGACUUUUGCCUCUAAAUCUUUUGCAUGCGUGCUUCUGCAGUGUUAGUCGGUAUCGUGUUUGUGAAUUUGUUUAGGUGUAAAUACCCGUAAUGGACCUAGCCUUAAUAUCCACAUCGAAAAUAUUAAUAAAAUAGG